This is a messenger RNA of Bursaphelenchus xylophilus (pine wood nematode), 4068 nucleotides long. The record is from the annotation of a GenBank genome assembly. Lineage: Eukaryota; Metazoa; Nematoda; Chromadorea; Rhabditida; Aphelenchoididae.
AUGGACGCCGGUGGAGCGGUUUAUCAACCGCCGAAGAUGUCAGAAUACCGCUCGGAUCUCUUGGCCAAUAUGAAUGUAUAUCCGUCCACUUCGACGAGUAUGAUGGCACCACGACCACGCCCCAUCCACGUUAGUACCAUGCUGGUGGCGCCUGUCAAAGGAAACACGCCGAAUAAAGUGAUUCAGAGCCAAAAAGUUGCAGUUACUCCACCUCAGCCAUCCCAACAUUUUGUGUUGAAAACGUCUCCACAAAGCGAGAAGAAGGUAAGAGCAACUUGAUUUUGGUUUUCUUAUCAUGUUUAGAUAUUGUAUAGCACAUCUUGAAAGCAAGGCUCGGAAUUAUGGCACUUUUGAUAUUGUUUUUGGUAUCUGUUACCUAAACUUUCCUAAAAUUCGUAGUUUGUUCGCCUAAACUUUCUAAUCCGUGUCGAAUAGGCUUAGUGUUGUCUGUUACAACAACUACAUCGCCUUUUAUACACAUGAAUUUACUUUAUUUCAGGUAAUUCAUACUUACUACCCAGUGGAUUAUAUAAAGCCAGACCCCGAUCAACAUUAUAUGCAGCCAAGUGCAAAAGAAAGAUUAGUUUUCAAAGUUCCCGAGCCAAAGAAACGAACACAAAAAGACGCCAACCUACCUCCGGGCGGAUCCAAACCUAAGAUUCCUAAAGAAGAAGAUUGUAUGUUAUGUCAAAAUGAUUAUUUUGUUGCUGAGUUUAGGUGUAAUAUGUUGGAAUAUGAUCAGAAGUUGGGUUUUAUUAGCCUUUAAAUUCAUAUUUUACAAUCGUAAAGGAUUUUUUGACAUCCGAUAUUAUCCAUGCCUGAACUCCAAAUUUUUAGUGGAAACCGACAAUCCUGAUCCGAACGCGCGACAAGACAGUUCUUUGCUCCGGUUGACCCGGAAAUUCCUUGAUCUCAGGCCUGAAUCUGAGCCAUGUGUCUUGAAUUUGAACGAAGCGGCCGAGAAGUUGGGCGUUCAGAAGAGACGGCUCUAUGAUAUCACGAAUGUCUUGGAGGGAAUUGAUAUGAUAGAGAAGAUGGGGAAGAACUCGAUCAGAUUCAAGUAGGAUAGAUUGCUGUCAAAAUUUGACUUCAAAUUUAUAUUAUACUACAUAAAGGUCGUUCAAUUUUUAGAUCACAAACUGACAUGUCGCACACACAAGACCUGCAUGACCUAAAGAAAGAGAUCGACGAUCUACAGAAGGAAGAGGACUAUCUCGACACGCUGAUGAGGUCGACUUUGAAUGCGAUGAAUCUAACUCGAGAAGACCCCACCGAAAUGCCUUAUCAGUACGUUUUUUCUUUUCGAUUAGUCUAUCUCAUUUUUAGAUACGUAACUUAUGAGGAUCUCCAUGCCUUGGGCGACUUGUCGGAGAGGAUGCUGGUAGCGGUAAAAUCGCCAUCCGGAUCAAGGUGUAUUCUACAGGUAUCGGACAAAGAAGGUCCUGGAAAUACGGUAUGAUCAAUUACAUUUCUACAGUAUUUGAUAUGGAUUGCUAGACUAUUUUGUAAAGGAAUAAUAUACGAAUAAUUUUAGGAGCAAGGAGAGCGCCAUAUCUUCGUGAGGUCCGAAAGUAAUGACCCUAUCCAAGUGUUUGUCUGCCCAACCGACACGGCGUCGGCCUCGGAAACCCCGAUGAUGCAUGAAUUUGUAAGUUGAUUUUGCUCAUUAUUUCAUCUUUUCGGUUUUUAGAAGACGCCAAGGCCGAUGAACUGCUCCGCCGACUCGGACAUCCCGCACGAUUUGAAAGGGGAUCUGGAGACGAUGGACUUCCCUGACAUGGAAUUGAACCGUCUAAUCAGGGACGCGAAACUGACUCCCAACUCUUUCAAGGCCUUCGCAUCGCCGUUGAAGAUGGUCGCGGAUGGCGGGCCCUCAAUGUCGCCAAUGACGUCAAGUCCGUAUAAUGGUCAGAUGGACUCCCGAGCCUUCAUCAACCUGGAACCGGUCCGAGAACCCGAGGCCUACUUGUACGGCAUGACCUCCGCUGACACGCUGCACUCAAUCUUCGAUGCUGGAUGGUAAAGCGCUUUGAUUUGUUGGGAUUUGGCCGGGAUCCGCGAUUUCGGCCGACUGUUUGGUAUUCAUCCCAAGUUUUCUAUGUUUUCUUGGUCUAUUUGGAGGGGAAGACGAGCGAAUUCGGGGAUUAUGGAACCCAUAGGAUCCGAUGGUAACUUAUGUUGCUGCAUUUCAAAUAUUUGAGAUCCAUGGGUUACUGUAAUUUCGAAUUUGCUCAAUUCUCUCAAAUGCUUGACCGGACGCUCCGAAAAUCCGGAAAUUUCUCAUACUCUCACGCUGUAGAAAGGGUUUCUAAUCGUAAUGUGAAAUUAUAACAAGGUCUUUUAUGUCCUCAAAUCAUCGAUUUCCCAUUGGGGACUUGAUGAUUCACUCAAAAAAUGGGGUUGUUAAUUGUUCAUGAUACUUAAUACUCGUUUGUUUUGUAACCGCAGAUAAUUCUAACGUUUAUUUUCAAAAACUUUUCUAACUUUUACUGUUUGUAAAAAAACUUUUUUUUGUGCUUUAUAUAGAACUCCUAGAUUGUAUCUUGGGGCCGAAUUUUGAAGGGAUUUUUUUGGAGAAAUUAGAGUUUUAAAAAUUUUUUUUUGGUUGCUGAUGUGAAUAUUGAUAUCGGAAGUUUCUAUGUGGCGAUUUUAUUUGUUACUACUCAAAAAAACAAUCAAAAUACCGACAAAAAUGCGGACUCCGGGUCCCACGACGAAAACAAGAAACAGAAAAUCUUCAAACUUUGACCUCAAACAAGUUUAUAACCAAGUGUCACUCAUGGUAAUCGCUGUUUUUCAUUGAGUUGUGCAUUGAAGUGUCUAAAAGGGCCGGCUUCCAUGGCCUCGACUUCUUCCAAAUAACGUCUCUCGGUGAUUUCCCUCUUUGUUCAUUCAUCAUUUUUUUGCAUCAAAAAUUGUUCCAAGGUUUUUAAUUUUGUGGUCUUGUAACAGCAUUCAUAUUUGUCAAAGUUUAAGGAGAUAAACUUCUGUUUUAAAAAGCUGGAUUCCGAUAUUGAACUAGGUGGAUUAACGUGGCUUGGAAUUUGCUAUUUGCUGCGGUAUCUCAGGCUUGAUAAGUUGUUGUUAGGAAGAAGAUCAUAAGGUUUCCUUGGGCUUCUUGGAGCACUGAAAUCGAAGCUACAUAAUGAUGGUAAUUGCGAGAUUUGGCAAACCAUGUUUUUUUAUCGUAUCCACUGCGUUUGACAUGGUAAAAACACGUUUCAUCGUAUAAUAUUUACGAAAUACGAACGGUGGAAGUCGGUGAAUUCAUCGAUCAGAAGAGAGAACUACUCGAUUUUUAAGGUAAAUAUGUGUUGUGUGCUUGCUUAUCACCCUCCAUCCUCUUGCACUGUCUUCAUUUUUCUGUUCCUCUGUUUAUUAACGCCGUUUUUGGCAAUCACGCUUGGUUUCUCUGAGAUCGUAUCUGCUAAAUUCUAAGAAAAUAUGUGUGUUGUCCCUCUAGCAAGUCCCGGGUACUUUUCAAUUCGGACAAAGUUCAUUUUGAGCAGGCCGAAUGUAUUGCUUGCAAUCUACUUAUUCAGCUGUCAAACGGCCAGCCAAAAGGGUUGUAUUGGUCUAAAAAUCUCAUAAAUCACUAGCAAAAGGAUUUAAUUGGUAGCCGCUACAGAAAAACUACCAAUCCAAUCCUUUUCAUAAAAGUUUAUGAGAUUUUUGGACCUGUACAACCCUUUGGCUAGUCGUUUUGACGGUUGAAUAAGUCGAUUGCAAGCGAUACAUUCGAUCUGCCCAAAAUGAACUCUACCCGAAUUGAAUAGUUGCCGGGAAUUGGAGGAGCAACGCAUUCAUGUUGUCUUAGAAUUUAGUGUUCAAAACGCUUGCCUUUUUGUAUUUUAGUUGUUCCUGCACUUGUUUGUAAACUGUGUUUCGGCGUUUCUCUUCGGUAAUACAAACCUUUGUUUCAGUGGGUUCCGUCGAAGUCUUCAACAAGUCCGUAGAAUCCAUAAGAACGCCGCACGAAGAAAGAUUACUGCUGUAACUCGAGUCAAAGUCGUUGGAACAAAAUCUCCGAAAAAAUUGCAAUUCAAUGGAAGAAAAAGCCAAAGAUAG